AUGAGCGCUAAAGAAUUCCUCGCUGGCGUCGAAGGCGGCGUGGUGCCGGUGGACUGCCAUGAGAAAGUGCUACGGAUAGCAUUCAUCUAUAUGGACGAGGGGCUGUGGCUCGACAGCGGCGUUUUUGAUGUUGUCGAGAAGCUGCACGCGCGCGGAUGGUCGUUCGGCGAGAGCGAGUUGAGGUUUAAUCGCACCCUGGAUAUAUUCUACCUCGCCCAGCUCGCAGCGGCCAUCUACCGCUCCACUGACCAACUUGAGGGUGACUUCCCUUCCCCUGAUGAUUUCCAGUCCUUCUACACCACACACCAUGCACUCCUCCACUCCUCCGCAUGGCGCUCUUAUUACUCUACUGCAUUCCUUACCCAGCGCACCACAGCGUGCUUCUACCGCCUGCCUGACCUCCAAGACCUACCUGACUCUGACUCUCCGCUGGGGCUGCCGCGCCAGCGACCCCCGCACACGCCACAAAACUCCCCCGCUGGGCCUACAGCCACGCUCGAGACGACCAUCACGCACCUGCGCACGGCCCACACCAGUGUGGCGCCCUACUCGGAGACGCAAGCGUGCUUCUGGCUUGAGUACAUGGGGCUGGGUUCGCCUGGCCGAUCUGGCUCAGCCAAGGCAGUUUCCCGGGAAGCGUGGGAGCCGAGCUUGUUCGGGAGACUGGUCGCGCAAGGAGCCUAUGAUAUGUACGCGUGGGAAUCAAAGUAUUCGGCGCAGCUGUGGGAGACGAGUGCGGCGAGGAGGGAGGCUGCUGAGCCAGAUGCGGAUGGCGCGUGGAAGAGUGAGGUGGUGUGGUGUGGGUUGCCGGAUGGUGGGGUGGGGCCGAUGGCAUGGUGGAGGGGGUGGGAGGGAGAAGUUGGGAGUGAGGAGGAGGUGGAGUUUUUGGCUGCUGUUGCAGUGAAGGAGACGGUGGGGGUGAAGGCGGAGGUAGGUGAGUUGGACUUUGCAGUGCGGUCGCAUAUGUUGCUGGGGGUGAUGCGGGCUGCGGUUGAGGGGGGGCGGGAGAGGGAUGUUUUUCUGGAGGACCUAGAGAGGGGGAUGGUGGGGACAGGGAGGAUUGAAGAGGGGAGGGCAGGGAGGUGGCUGAGGGAGGUCUUGGGGGCCGUGAAGCCAUAUGUGAGGAUAUGGGAG
Molecule: messenger RNA, 1134 nt
Organism: Penicillium soppii
Lineage: Eukaryota; Fungi; Ascomycota; Eurotiomycetes; Eurotiales; Aspergillaceae
Exons: 3
Source: RefSeq, a predicted model, not a curated record